AUGGCCACGGCCACGCAGCGGGCCGACGAGGCCACGGCCAGGGCGGGUACUGCAGAGGUGACGCUGGGCCAGAAGAUGCUGUCGGCCGUGUCCGGCAGCAUCCUCACCUCCUUGCUGGUCACGCCGCUCGACGUGGUGCGGGUGCGGCUGCAGUCACAAGAAAUGGUCGCGGCCAGCCAACCGUCACUCAAUUCGCGCGCUUUGCAUGGUGCAAGUCUUGUUCAAUUCCGCGAUAUGCCCCCAAACAUGGGCAUCUCGGCCUGCUGUCGUGAGGUCUUCUGGAUGAACAACAAGGCGCCCUUUUGCGUUGCCGGGCCUACACUGGCGCCCAUCAACCCCGCCGAUGUCGCGUGUGCGGUCGAGCAGGUGCAACGGCGGACCAUCAACAGCACCUGGGACGGAUUGCGUAAGAUUGCCCAGAACGAGGGCCCCCGGACGCUCUGGCGGGGCCUCUCACCUACGCUGGUCAUGGCCGUGCCAGCCAAUGUCAUCUACUUUGCCGGCUACGACUGGCUGCGCACGGCGCCGGCCUCGCCGCUACGACAGCACGUAGCAGACGCCUAUGUACCGCUGGUCGCGGGUGCCACGGCUCGGGUGCUUGCUGCAAUCGCCGUCAGUCCUAUAGAGAUGUUCCGCACUAGAAUGCAGGCUGCCAACCACACUGCCACCGCCGCGGGACACUUCCGUGAGACCAUGGACGGACUGCGCGACAUGGUCGCCUCACAAGGCGCAUUCAGCCUAUGGCGGGGCUUGACUUUGACACUGUGGCGCGACGUACCAUUCUCGGCCAUAUACUGGUGGGGCUACGAAGCCACACGCGACGUUCUGAUCGACCAACGAGGAAGAAGAGAGGCCAAAAACCAUGGAAGCGAGUUCCGCAUCGGAAGCGCAGAGGAAAGAGUCCGCCGACGAACCCGGUCACGCAGUCAGGAGGAUCAUAGAGCCACGUUGAUUGACAGCUUCAUUGCGGGUGCUGCAUCAGGAGGUGUCGCUGCUUUUGUAACCACGCCCUUCGAUGUAGGCAAGACACGGCAGCAGGUUCUCCGCCAUACAGGAGAUGUCGUCAAGAAAGCUGCCCAGAUGGCACGCCCUGAGGAGCAAGCUAUGCCUCGAUUCCUCAUGCACAUUUACCGCGAGCAAGGUCUCCCAGGCUUGUUUAAAGGUUGGUCGGCACGAUGCCUCAAAAUUGCACCUGCGUGUGCUAUUAUGAUCAGUUGUUAUGAGUUCAGUAAGAAGGUGGCUCUCGAUAUGAAUGAACGAAGAGAACGAGAACGAGAACGGGCAUGA
Plenodomus lingam JN3 is the source of this 1287-nucleotide messenger RNA. RefSeq lists its product as uncharacterized. Gene Ontology annotation, cellular component: mitochondrion. The record is from RefSeq and is a predicted model, not a curated record. NCBI's taxonomy places the organism in Eukaryota, Fungi, Ascomycota, Dothideomycetes, Pleosporales, Leptosphaeriaceae. Gene Ontology annotation, biological process: mitochondrial transmembrane transport.